AUGUUGGGGUCGUCUGCUACAAACACAGUCAUACAAAUUACAAACUUAAAAAGUUGCAUUGAAAUAUUUAUUCCAAGAAACAACCAUGUUAGAAAUUUCUGGGAGUAUGUAAAUAUGAUGUUCAAUAAGCCAGACACAGACCGAAUCAAACAAUUUGGUCCAGACCGCGCUUGUGCCGAAUGGGUAUUACGAAAUGGUGGCAAAGUAGUUUGGGCCGGUGGAAAGAGAUUAGCAGAUUACAACUUGUUACCACCAGAAAAACAACAUGUUCCAAAGUUGGUAGAGAUUGAUGGAACGGAUUCGUCUAUUUCACAUUAUGGCUUUCCACAUUUAAUUGGAUGCACACAGUUAAGCAGAGUCAUCCUUCACAAUAGCAACUAUAUCGAUGAUAGAGCAUUAAAAGGACUCUCCUACGGGCGUGACACAAUAACCCACCUUCAAGUGUCCAAGUGUAUCAAUGUCACAGAUGCAGGAAUAAAAGAAUUAAAAAAUCUUCAUAAACUAGAAACAUUAAUUCUUUUUCACUUGGAGAGUGUAACAAAUUUAGAAGAGUGUAAACUAAUUAUUCAAUUGCAUUUACCUAGGUGCAAAAUUCAAGGUCUAAAAGAUGGAGUGCCUAUAAAUGAAAAACAAUAAUGAAAAGUCAUGCCAUUUUAUCUACUUACCUAACAUCAUUUUGAAAAUUUACAUACAUAAUAUAACAAUGUAAAAUUUGUUUUUGUAUUCUAUAUAUAAAAUUUAAUUAACGAACUUUAAAUACAAACUUGAACAGUGA
Helicoverpa armigera (cotton bollworm) is the source of this 775-nucleotide messenger RNA. RefSeq names its product ATP synthase subunit s, mitochondrial. Lineage: Eukaryota; Metazoa; Arthropoda; Insecta; Lepidoptera; Noctuidae. The transcript is spliced from 4 exons. Bases 1 to 636 code for a protein of 211 amino acids. The record is from RefSeq and is a predicted model, not a curated record.